AUGCCGCCCACAAAGAAGCAGCUCAAGCAGAAGGUGAGAGAGCUGGAGGCGCAAUUGGGUGCCGGGCAACCAGCACCCCUCGAGCCACAAGACAUUGUCGACUGGCUGUAUGACCAAUACGAGGCGCCUCACCCGCUGAGAACCAGCAACGAGACGAUGAUGAUGUGGCUACAGGCCAUGAACACAGGUUUGUCCAAGAACAACCUUAAUCGUCGCCUUAGUCGAGUCAUGGAACUCUGGCGACAGCAAGCCAUGCCUGGCGAGACCUAUACCAGACAACAACAGCAAGAGCUCAUCGCGCGAGAGGGCGCAUACUUGAUGCCGGUGGUAUUGACCACGACCUGGCAGCAACACCUGCAGGCCAAGAAGGCCAAACAGGAGCAAGAGAAGGACGACGAGAGCAUGGACGAGCAGAUGCAGUCGGGUACUGAGCUUGAGUACAGCUCCAUCAUGUCGAUCGACCUUCCUCCCGUCGAUCCUAUCGUCUCCGCUGCCAACUUCGCCUUCGCCUUUGUCUCCGCCGGCACCCCACCCCGCGCUGGGUUCGGGCUCAGCGAUGUCGUGUCAACACUCAAUCUGCCGCCUCCUGUUCUCGACACUUCCACCGCCUCCGCCUCCGCCGCCCCCGCCGCCUACACUCCCAGGGCCCGCACCAACGUCCCUGUCAGGCGUUCUAGGGGACCGUGGCACCAGUAUGCUGCCGAUCCGGUGCCGAACUUGUUCCCUGGCUAUCCCAGACUGGGACCUGUAAUUCUUUCGGGUAGUCAGCAACGAAGUCAAGACGAGCUAUCGGUUUUGCAAUCGGAGGAGAACAAGUUGGUGGACCGCUUGGAACAGCAGGACAGCCCACAUGGCUGGAUUCUUCCACCUCGUUUGCGAAUGCCGGCGGUCCCGAGCCGCGACUUCCCACGUUCUCUCCCCACCAGGUUUAGGAGCAGAGCAGAGCAAGGGCUUAAUCAAGUCGAGGCUGCAGCUUCAUCUACGCUCUCAAAGAAGCGUAGCAUGAACGCUCCUCCUGCCGCCACCAUAUCUGCUCAGCCACAUCGAAGCAGCCGUAGACGUGUCGAGCAAGAUGAAGCUUCUCGUGAGGUAGGGCAUGAGACUGACGAAAGCCAUAAGGGACCGGUCAGAGGUCUUCCUGCUCUGGACUAUGGUUCUGAUAGGGAUUGA
Molecule: messenger RNA, 1170 nt
Organism: Aureobasidium namibiae CBS 147.97
Lineage: Eukaryota; Fungi; Ascomycota; Dothideomycetes; Dothideales; Saccotheciaceae
Exons: 1
Coding region: 1-1170 (389 amino acids)
Source: RefSeq, a predicted model, not a curated record